AUGUUGGGGGUAAAACCACUUGAUUAUCCUAUGGACCCCAACUUGAAGUUUACUGCAAAUGAGGGAGAUGUCCUUGAUGAUCCUGAGAAGUAUAGAAGACUUGUUGGCAAGUUGAAAUAUUUAACAGUUACUCGACCCGAUAUUUCUUUUCCUGUUAGUGUUGUGAGUCAGUUUCUAUCCGCUUCUCGCACCUCACAUUGGGAUGUUAUUAUUCGUAUUUUACGAUACUUGAAGAAGUCCCCUGGUCAUGGUUUGGUGUAUGGUGAUCAUGGUCACAACAAGAUUGAUGGAUUUUCUGAUGCUGAUUGGGCCAAGUCUCCAUUAGAUUUGAGAUUGACUACAGGUUAUUGUGUCUUUGUAGGUGGAAAUCUUGUUUUCUGGAAGAGCAAUAAACAAAGUGUGGUAGCCAGAUCAAGCGCAGAAUCAUAA
Molecule: messenger RNA, 429 nt
Organism: Telopea speciosissima
Lineage: Eukaryota; Viridiplantae; Streptophyta; Magnoliopsida; Proteales; Proteaceae
Exons: 1
Coding region: 1-429 (142 amino acids)
Source: RefSeq, a predicted model, not a curated record